GCGCGCACAGAACGGUGGAACCUGUGGAUUGUGUCGCGCGCACUGAGGCGGGGACGCGCGUGAGUUCUGCCUCCCACAGCUGUGGGUGAACAGGGGGUUUUCACUGAGGACACCGGGACCGCUAGCCUGUGCUGCUCUCCUCCUCGCAGUGAAUGAGAAUGGAUUGCUCUGAAGAGGUGCAGUCCCUGUCGGACGAAGCCAGCACUCCAGUGGAGUUAAAGAAGGGAAUGUCAAUCUUUCUGGAUAUAUUGAGAAGAGCUGACAAAAACGAUGAUGGGAAGUUGUCCUUUGAGGAGUUUAAGGCUUAUUUCUCAGAUGGAGUUCUGUCAGGAGAUGAACUGAAAGAGCUCUUCCAUACGAUUGAUACUCAUAAUACAGACAAUGUGGACACAGAUGAGCUGUGUGAAUACUUCUCUCAACAUCUUGGGGAAUAUGAAAAUGUUCUUGCUGCUUUAGAAGACCUGAACGUCUCUAUAUUAAAGGCUAUGGACAAAACCAAAAAGGAGUACCAGGAGGCCACGCACCUGGAGCAGUUUGUGACUCGUUUUCUGCUGAAGGAGACGACCAGCCAGCUGCAGUCCCUCCAGAGUUCGCUGGAAUGUGCCAUGGAGACCACAGCCGAGCAAACCCGCCAGGAGAGGCAGGGUCCCGUGAAGCCCGAGGUGCUGUCGAUUCAGUGGUCAGGAAGGCGAUCCAAUCGAAGACUUCAAAGGAAUAACAGCUUGUCUCCAAACAACCCACUUCUCAGCCUUGUCAAUUCAGGUUUGUAUGAGGAGGACAACCAGUGGAUGACCCAGAUCAACAGACUGCAGAAGCUGAUUGACCGCCUUGAAAAGAAGGAGCUGCGUCUGGAGCCGGUUGAAGAGGAGGUCUCGGAAGGCACCACCAAAUCACACAUUCUGAUUGUCCAGCGGCAGCUGCCGGUGCUGGAGGACGAGCUGGAGGAGUUCCGCCUGGCUCUCCGGCAGUACAUCGACUGUGCCAGCGCCCAGACUGGCUGUCUGCAUGUUGCAGUUCAGAGGAUUGCUAAUGAAUCUCGCUUCAUACUGUACGAGUUCUGGGAACACAGCAGUGUGUGGAAGAACCAUCUGCAGACAAACUACAGCAAAACCUUCCAGAGGGGCAACGUGGACUUCUUAGAGACACCAGAGAUCACAACAACUAUGCUGGUACCAGCGUCGUGGUGGGUCCUGAACAACAAUUAGAGCUGUUUGACUCCAGAUAUCCGGACACGAGAGCUUACAAGGACCAAAAGGGAAGCUAGUUCGACAUCGCUGUUUCUUAAUCUUCUGGAAGUGCACCCUUGUGUUAACGCUUGCUGUGAAGUCAUGGUGAAUACCAUCAGACAUCUUUGUUCCCUCAUCAUUAGAUCUUUAAACUGAGUACACUCCUAGAUGUAACCUCCUAAAGCAAUGACUUCACUGUUCCAAUGAUGGUGCUCAGUGACACCAUCACUGUGUUGAUGUUUCUUCAGGAUUAGCACUUUGUCAGCAGUACAGCGAGUGUGAGCUGCAGCGUCCUGUACCGUUUUAGCUAGUCUGUGUAAGUGUCAGGACUCAAGGCCUCAUGCCUUAUGUAGCAGUACUUGUACUACCCUGAUAAACCACAAGGUUUUGACUCUAAUGUUUCUGUAUAAAGGUACACCUCUGUCGCUGUAUUUUAUGUAGUUUGUCAACUCUGAAUAAAUAUAAGGCUGUAGUCA
This is a messenger RNA of Colossoma macropomum (tambaqui), 1702 nucleotides long. RefSeq names its product N-terminal EF-hand calcium binding protein 1 (gene necab1). Bases 153 to 1205 code for a protein of 350 amino acids. The transcript is spliced from 13 exons. Lineage: Eukaryota; Metazoa; Chordata; Actinopteri; Characiformes; Serrasalmidae. Gene Ontology annotation, molecular function: calcium ion binding. Gene Ontology annotation, biological process: regulation of amyloid precursor protein biosynthetic process. The record is from RefSeq and is a predicted model, not a curated record. Gene Ontology annotation, cellular component: cytoplasm.